AUGGUUUUGUACUCCUCAAAAACUGAACCAUUCUUGUCAACAAGUUCCGACAUGGUUUGCGCAACCGAAUUUGUUCGUUAUCUUCACCUGAUCCAUUACAUUGGAUUUGUUGGAGCUCAAUCGUUGAAUGCUGUUCUUGUUUUCCUGAUCAUAACUAAAUCGGAAAACUUGCUGGGAAACUAUCGAUACGCAAUGUUUGUGUUCACAUUAUGUUCAAUGGUCUAUUCAAUGGUAGAGAUUUUGGUUCAACCUGUUGGUCAUAUGAAAGGCUCGAUGUUUGUCGUCUUCAUGCAUAGCAGUAUUUUAAAUGCUACAAAUCCUCUAGCAGAAUUUCUUACUUGUCUUCAUUGUGUCUUAUCUGGAUUUGUUGCUUCACUUCUGGCUUGUCAAUUCAUAUUCCGAUACUUGGCAGUUUGCAGAACACAUUUCCUCGUACACCUCCAAGGCAUAAACCUUUGUUUGUUAUUCAUUCCUUCAAUUUUCGUAUUCGCUGUGUGGCAUUUCGGUUUUUUCCAUGGAAUGCCUAACACAUUAGAAAAACAAAUAUUUCUUCGAGAAGAAUUACAAACUUGUUUCAAUGUAAAUACCACAGUAAAUCCAUUUGUUGGACCUAUGUACUGGACAAAAGGAGCUGAUGGACAAAUUCAUUGGAAUAUUUUUGAAUUAAUAUCUGCAUUGAGCUGCUUUGCUGUACUGAUUAUUUGUUUCUUUACGAUCGUCUUCUGUGCGUAUAGCAUAUUUAUGAAAAUGAGCAACUCAAUACAUCAUUUGAGCGCAAAAACUUUAGAUCUCAACAAGCAAUUAUUUAGAAUGCUCUGUAUUCAGACAGUUAUUCCAAUGAUCACAAUGUAUUUCCCUGUCGCUUUAUUUGUGACGCUUCCGAUGUUUGGGAAAGAUAUUCCUUAUUUGGGAAAUAUGACAAGUAGUAGUCUAGCCAUUUACCCAAUUAUCGAGCCAAUUAUUGCAAUGACUUGCGUUGCAAGUUUCAGAAAAGCUAUAAAAGGAUCAAUUCGUUGCUCAGUUAGUCGAUCAACUCAAUUUGCAAUUCACCCUGCUUCAUCACCUAGAUUGACCGAUCAAAAACAAUGA
Caenorhabditis elegans is the source of this 1089-nucleotide messenger RNA. RefSeq names its product Serpentine receptor class r-10 (gene str-135). Gene Ontology annotation, cellular component: ciliary membrane. The coding region runs from base 1 to 1089 and encodes 362 amino acids. Gene Ontology annotation, biological process: detection of chemical stimulus involved in sensory perception of smell. NCBI's taxonomy places the organism in Eukaryota, Metazoa, Nematoda, Chromadorea, Rhabditida, Rhabditidae. The record is from RefSeq and is marked reviewed. The transcript has 7 exons.